Molecule: messenger RNA, 9378 nt
Organism: Carassius gibelio (silver crucian carp)
Lineage: Eukaryota; Metazoa; Chordata; Actinopteri; Cypriniformes; Cyprinidae
Product: fatty acid synthase
Exons: 42
Coding region: 446-7990 (2514 amino acids)
Biological process (GO): fatty acid biosynthetic process
Cellular component (GO): cytoplasm
Molecular function (GO): 3-oxoacyl-[acyl-carrier-protein] synthase activity; oxidoreductase activity; phosphopantetheine binding
Source: RefSeq, a predicted model, not a curated record
ACGAAAAGAAUCGUUAUUGUGAGUUGGGUCUUUUCAGUGAAUCAGCUAACUUACAGCUGACUCUUUGAACCGAGAGUCAAAAGCAUUACGUGAAUCGAGGAUUUUACUGAUGAGGCAAAAUAUAUAUUUGAAUAGCCGGGCAGCAGAAAAUAUAUACAUUUUAUUCAAAAAAAGAAAAACGUUUAACGUUUAACCCAAGAUAUGUAAAUCAAUUUAGUUUGUAAUAUUAGUGCAUGGGAUAAAAGAUGUUAGGACCGCGUGAUGACGCAAUUGCGUCAUGACGUAAAAGAAUCACAGAAUCGCUGUUUUGGACCUGUUCGAAAGAAUCAAUGCGCGUAAACGAGUCGAACUUCCCAUCACUAAUUUCAGCCGAAGGACUACACACUUGUGGGUGAACGUAACCAGCACACUCUCCACCAAAUAAUCAAAGAAAAUCUAACCAGACAUGGAGGAUAUUGUUAUAGCUGGAAUUUCAGGUCGCCUUCCUGAGUCUAACAAUUUGGAAGAAUUUUGGCAGAACCUUUUUAAUGGAGUGGAUAUGGUCACAGAAGAUGACAGGCGGUGGAAACCAGGUCUGUAUGGCCUUCCCCGGAGAAAUGGAAAACUAAAAGAAAUCGACAGAUUUGAUGCAGCCUUCUUUGGUGUGCAUCCCAAACAGGCCCACACCAUGGACCCACAGCUGAGGCUUAUGCUAGAGAUAUCGUACGAGGCCAUCGUCGAUGGAGGCAUUAACCCAGUGUCCAUGCGUGGCAGCAAAACUGGCGUCUACAUUGGAGUAAGUGGCUCAGAGGCGGGAGAGGCCUUUAGUAAAGACCCAGAGGAGCUGCUGGGAUACAGCAUGACAGGAUGCCAGCGGGCCAUGUUUGCCAACCGCUUGUCUUACUUCUUUGAUUUCAAUGGUCCCAGUACAGCCAUAGACACCGCGUGCUCCUCUAGUCUGCUGGCUCUGGAGAAUGCCUUCAAUGCUAUUCGCCACGGCCAAUGUGAUGCAGCACUUGUGGGCGGAGUCAACCUGCUGCUCAAGCCCAACACCUCAGUGCAGUUCAUGAAACUGGGCAUGCUCAGUCCUGAAGGAACAUGCAAGUCAUUUGAUGCCUCAGGAAAUGGCUAUUGUCGCUCAGAGGCUGCUGUUGCAGUACUCCUGACAAAGAAGUCAAUGGCCAAGAGAAUCUACUGCACAGUUCUCAAUGCUGGCAAUAACACAGACGGCUACAAAGAGCAAGGGGUGACAUUCCCAUCAGGUGAGAUGCAGCAGCGUCUGGUCCGUUCCCUUUACCAGGAUGCCAACAUAUCACCUGAGCAGGUGGAGUACAUCGAGGCCCACGGAACUGGUACUAAGGUUGGGGAUCCUCAGGAAGUGAAUGGCAUUGUGAGUGUAUUCUGUCAGUCACAGAGGGAUCCUCUUCUGAUUGGCUCAACCAAAUCUAACAUGGGACACCCAGAGCCUGCAUCUGGUUUGGCGGCUCUUGCCAAGGUGGUUUUGUCUCUGGAACAUGGCGUCUGGGCUCCCAACAUCCAUUUCCAUGAUCCAAACCCUGACAUUCCUGCCCUGACGGACGGCCGGGUGCAAGUGGUGUCAGAGCCCAUACCUGUCCGCGGUGGCAUUGUUGGCAUCAACUCAUUUGGCUUCGGAGGCUCAAAUGUCCAUGUUAUCCUGCGUCCACAUGGUUCAAAAUCACUGGCUCAGGCUGCACAACUUUCAGUCCCCAGACUUCUGCAGGCCUCCGGUCGCACCGAGGAGGCGGUCACAUCCCUUCUCAACAAUGCCCAGCAGCAUAAAGAUAACCCAAGCUACCUGUCUCUUCUGAAUGAUGUGUCUGGAGUUCCAACGGCAAGCAUGCCGUACAGGGGCUAUACACUGAUUGGAUCACAGGGAGAGCUUACAGAAGUUCAACAAGCCCAGCCCACACCCAGACCCCUCUGGUACAUUUGCUCAGGUAUGGGCACACAGUGGGCUGGAAUGGGCCGUAGCCUGAUGCAGCUGCCUGAGUUCCGGGAGUCGAUCCAGCGUUCGGACGUGGCUCUGAAGGACAUUGGGUUGUGUGUGUCUCGCUUGCUCAUGGAUGCUGAUGAGAGCACUUUUGAAGACACUGUCCAUGCAUUUGUUGGUCUUGCAGCCAUCCAGGUCGCCCAGAUCGACAUGUUUCAGAAGAUGGGUCUUCAGCCUGAUGGGAUCGUGGGCCACUCUGUAGGAGAGCUAGCGUGUGGUUACGCCGAUGGCUCCUUGAGCCACAGCGAGGCCAUUCUGGCCGCUUACUGGAGAGGACGCUGUAUUAAAGAGGCCAACCUGCCGCCGGGGGGCAUGGCUGCAGUGGGUCUAACGUGGGAAGAAUGCAAAGCUCAGUGUCCACAGGGUGUCGUUCCUGCUUGUCACAAUGCUGAGGAUACAGUGACCAUCUCAGGGCCUCAGGACUCUGUCAGCAAGUUUGUUGCCCAGCUGAAAGAGAGUGGUGUGUUUGCCAAAGAAGUGCGCAGUGCCGGUGUGGCUUUCCACUCCUAUUAUAUGGCCUCUAUUGCUCCAGCCCUUCUGUCUGCACUGCAGAAUGUAAUAAAAAGCCCAAGGCCUCGUUCAGCACGCUGGAUCAGCACGUCCAUCCCACAGACAGACUGGGAGAGCCCACUGGCUGUCUAUUCAUCUGCAGAGUACCACGUCAAUAACUUGGUCAGCCCUGUGCUCUUUCAGGAGGGACUGAGCUUUGUGCCAGAUAAUGCUGUGGUAGUAGAAAUUGCCCCACAUGCUUUGUUGCAGGCCAUCCUGAAGCGGAGCCUAAAACCCACCUGCUCCAUCCUUCCCCUUAUGAAGAGAGGGCACGCCAACAAUCUGGAGUUCUUCCUCUCUCAUGUGGGCAAAAUCUACAUGAAUGGAAUUAAUGUGGACAGUAAUAAGUUGUACCCAACUAUUGAAUACCCUGUUCCGACCGGGACCCCACUCAUCUCCCCUCACAUUCAGUGGGAUCAUUCCCAGGUCUGGGAUGUGCCCAAGGUGGAGGACUUCCCUGCUGGCUCAGGCGGAUCCACCUCAGCCACUGUGUACAAUAUCGACAUGAACCCAGAGUCUCCUGAUUACUAUAUGAUUGGACAUUGCAUUGAUGGUCGGGUGCUGUACCCAGCCACAGGAUACCUGGUUCUGGCCUGGAGGACUCUGAUGAGAUCUCUGGGUGCAGUCAUGGAGCACACACCUGUUAUUUUUGAAGACGUCACCAUCCACAGAGCCACCAUCCUUCCCAAGACAGGGUCUGUCCAGCUGGAGGUGCGACUCAUGCCUGCCACUAACCGUUUCGAGGUGUCAGAGAAUGGAAAUCUGGCCGUCAGUGGUAAGGUGAGUGUCUUGGAGGAUGCUGGACUUGAUGCUUUCCAUGCUGAGGUGAAUAAACCAAUGGCUGUAGACAAGGAAGAUCCUAAACUGCUUUUGAAAGCCGGGGACAUCUACAAAGAGCUGCGUCUGCGUGGAUAUGACUAUGGAAAGACGUUCCAGGGAAUCCUGGAGUCUAACAAUGCUGGUGACUAUGGAAAGCUUCACUGGACGGGAAACUGGGUGACAUUUUUAGACACCAUGCUGCAGAUGAUCGUAAUGGGGCUGUCUGGUCGCAGCUUGAGACUGCCAACUCGCAUCCGCUCUGUGUGUGUGGACCCCAGACUCCAUGAGGAGAGGGUAAACGAGUAUGCAGAUGACCAGAAAGCUGUGGAUGUUCAUGUUAACCGCUGCCUGGACAACAUAACAGCUGGAGGAGUUCAGAUCUGUGGGCUUCAUGCUACUGUAGCACCCCGUCGCCAACAGCAGCAGACUCCACCCACUUUAGAGGAGUUUGCCUUUGUUCCCUAUGUGGACUCUGAUUGCCUGAGAACCAAUGAGAAACUUGGAGACCAACUGAGACAUUGCAAAGGUCUAGUACAGCAUCUGCAGAGGAAGCUGGCCAAUCAGGGAGUGAAGAUCUUCAUCCCUGGGCUAGAAGGUGCAACCGAGAGCCAGAUGAUUGGAGCAGAGGAAGAGAAAGGCUUGUUGCGGUUGUUUUCUGUGCUGUGCAGACUGGAGCUGAAUGGAAACCUGCGCUCUGAGCUGGAACAGAUGGUGGAGAAGGAGAGAGAUUGUCUGCUGCAGGACCCUCUGCUCAACGGCCUGCUGGACUCCCAGGCGUUACGUCACUGCUUGGACACGGCCCUUGAGAACAGCACUCCUGGAAAACUCAAAGUUGUGGAGGCUCUAGCCGCCAACGGUCAUGUGUUUUCUCGGGCUGUUGGUCUCCUCAAUAUCCAGCCAAUGUUGCGUCUUGACUACACGGCGUCAGAUGUCUCCAUUGACCAGCUUUCUGCUCACCAGAGCUCCCUGGAAGAGCAGGGCAUCUCAACCGCUCAGUGGGACCCUCUUCAGGGCCCAGCAACAGGCGGUCUGGAUGGGGCUGACCUGGUUGUGUGUAACUGUGCGACAGGGCAAACGGCCAACCUUGCACUUCUGAUAGAGAACCUGACUUCAGCUGUGAGGGAAGGCGGUUUUGUUUUGCUUCACACUUUACUGAGAGGAGACACACUGGGAGAGACGGUAGCCUUCCUCACAUCUCAAAACAACCUUCAGGGUUUGUUGACACAGACCGAAUGGGAGGAGCUCUUCCAAAAGGCCUCUUUAAAUGUGGUCAUGCUGAGAAAGUCCUUCUACGGCUCGGCUCUCUUCCUCUGCCACAAGCACCAACAGUCCCCUCAGGAUCAACCUAUCAUUAUUUUGGUGGACCCUACUGACUAUAAAUGGGUGGAGACUCUAAAGAGCACUUUAGCUGAGUCAUCUGAUAUCCCAGUCUGGCUCAUUGCCACUAAGGGUCAUAAUGGAGUGGUGGGAAUGGUGAACUGCCUCAGACAAGAGCCUGGAGGCAACCGUAUACGGUGUGCAUUUGUUUCUAAUCUAACCAAGGAUGCUGACUUCCCCUCACUUGUUCCUACCCAAGAGGAGAUGAAGGCAUUACUAAAGAAGGAUCUGGUAAUGAACGUGUACCGUGAUGGACAGUGGGGUGUUUUUAGACACCAGUUGUUAACACAAGAUCUUAGCGAAGAGUUGACAGAGCAGGCCUACGUCAAUGUCCUGACUCGCGGUGAUCUUUCAUCGCUGAGAUGGAUCGCUUCCCCGCUGCGUCAUUUUAUCCCAUCCAAUCCCAACGUGCAGCUCUGCCGUGUUUACUACUCCUCCCUCAACUUCAGAGACAUCAUGCUGGCCACUGGCAAACUGCCUCCAGAUGCCAUCCCUGGAGACAUAGCGCUGCAGCAAUGCAUGCUGGGAAUGGAGUUUUCAGGGCGAGACCCCAGUGGGCGACGUGUAAUGGGUUUGCUGCCAGCGAAAGGUCUAGCCACCUGUGUGGACGCAGACAAGCGCUUCCUUUGGGAUGUUCCAUCUAGCUGGACGCUGGAGCAGGCCGCCUCUGUUCCAGUGGUGUACGCCACCGCGUAUUAUUCCUUAGUGGUGCGAGGGCGUCUGAGGCCUGGAGAAAGCGUGCUGAUCCAUUCAGGCUCUGGAGGGGUGGGACAGGCCGCUAUUGCUAUCGCACUUAGUAUGCGCUGCAGAGUCCUCACAACUGUCGGUUCUGGAGAGAAGAAGGAGUACCUGCAGGAAAGAUUCCCACAGCUUACAGCAGAAUCCUUCGCUAAUUCUAGAGACACCUCAUUUGAACAGCAUGUAAUGCUACACACUCAAGGCAAAGGAGUUGAUUUGGUACUAAACUCCCUAGCUGAAGAGAAGCUGCAGGCCAGCUUGCGUUGUUUGGCCAGACAUGGCCGCUUCCUGGAGAUCGGCAAAUAUGACCUUUCUAACAACACACCACUAGGUAUGGCUCUGUUCCUAAAGAACGUGGCUUUCCACGGCAUACUGCUGGAUGCUUUAUUUGAGGAGGGGAACAGAGAAUGGGAGGAGGUAUCUGAGCUUCUGAAGAAGGGAAUCGCUAGUGGUGUCGUUCAGCCAUUACGUACCACUGUCUUUGAGAGGAACCAGGUGGAGGAUGCCUUCCGCUACAUGGCUCAGGGCAAACACAUCGGCAAAGUCCUGCUACAGGUACAUUCAGAGGAGACGAGCAGCACUGUUCCUGCAGCCUCUCCUCUUUUUAUUCCCGCUAUCUGCCGUACCUUCUUCCCUGCCUCUCUUUCAUACAUCAUCACGGGAGGUCUGGGUGGUUUCGGCUUGGAGUUGGCCCAAUGGCUCACUGAGAGAGGUGCUCGUAAACUGGUGCUGACAUCACGUUCUGGCAUCCGCAAUGGUUAUCAAGCCAAGCGUGUUCGGGAGUGGCAGGCCAUGGGCAUCCAGGUCCUCGUGUCCACUAGUGACGUCAGCUCAAUGGCAGGGGCGGAGCAUCUCAUCACUGAGGCCUGCCGCUUGGGUCCAGUUGGUGGCAUCUUCCACCUUGCCAUGGUCCUUCAAGAUGGCAUGCUGGAGAAUCUGACCCCACAGCACUUCAUUGACGUCAACAAACCUAAAUAUGGUGGAACCAUCCAUCUAGACAGCGUGACUAGGCAGAAGUGCCCAGAGCUUCAGCACUUUGUGGUGUUCUCCUCGGUCAGCUGCGGCCGAGGUAAUGCUGGCCAAAGCAACUACGGCUUCGCCAACUCCACCAUGGAGCGAGUGUGCGAGCAGCGCCGACAUGACAACCUGCCAGGCCUGGCCAUACAGUGGGGCGCCAUUGGAGAUGUGGGUGUUGUUUUGGAGACCAUGGGUGGCAAUGACGCUGUAAUUGGUGGCACGUUGCCGCAGCGCAUGUCUUCCUGUUUGGAAGUGCUGGAUAGGUUCCUGUGCCAGCAGCGGCCUGUGAUGUCCAGCUUUGUGUUGGCGGAGAAAGUGGUGGUUGCUAAAGGAGAAGGAAGUGGACGGAGGGACCUGGUGGAGGCUGUGGCUCAUAUUCUGGGUGUGCGUGACGUGAGCAGUCUGAAUGCUGACGCCUCAUUGGCUGAUCUUGGUCUCGAUUCGCUGAUGGGUGUUGAAGUUAGGCAGACACUGGAGAGAGACUAUGACAUUGUUAUGGCAAUGAGGGAAAUCCGACAGCUAACCAUUAAUAAGUUGCGGGAGCUUUCCAGCCAAUCAGGAGGAAAAGAGGAGUCCCAUGCUGCUCCUGCAAAGCGAUCUGGUGUCCAAGCUCUUCUGGAGUCAGAUCUGAACCUGAUGCUGGUGAACCCAGACGGCCCCACAGUGGCCCCAAUGAACGAGGUCCAGAGUGCUGAAAGGCCCUUAUUCCUCGUUCACCCCAUUGAGGGCUCCACUGCUGCCUUCCGAACUCUCACCAGCAAGCUUAGCGUGCCUUGCUAUGGCCUGCAGUGCACCAAAGCCGCUCCUCUAGACAGUAUCCAGAAUCUUGCUGCUUACUACAUGGAGUGUGUGAGGCAGGUUCAGCCAGAGGGGCCGUAUCGCAUCGCUGGCUACUCGUUCGGUGCUUGUGUGGCCUUUGAGAUGUGCUCACAGCUGCAGGCGGCCAAAUGCCCUGUGGAAUACCUCUUCCUGUUUGACGGCUCACACUCUUAUGUUGCAGCUUAUACACAGAGUUACCGAGCCAAACUGACCCCUGGCAAAGAGUCCGAGGCAGAGACUGAAGCCCUGUGUGCUUUUAUCCAGCAGUUCACUGGCAUUGAAUACAACACGCUGUUGGAGACAUUGUUACCUCUGUCAGACCUGGAGGCUCGGGUGAACAAGGCCGUCGAUCUGAUCACAUCCAGCCAUAAGAAUGUCAGCCGAGAUAUGCUCCAUUUUGCUGCUUCUACGUUUUACCACAAACUGAAGGCCGCCGACCGCUAUGUUCCAACUUCCAAGUAUCACGGCAAUGUCACGCUGCUGAGAGCCAAGGCCAGCAGCGAGUACGCCGAUGGUUUAGGAUCUGACUACAAACUGCACGAGGUGUGUGAUGGGAAGGUGUCAGUCCAUGUGAUCGAGGGAGACCACCGGACCUUUCUAGAGGGCGAGGGUGUGGAGUCCAUCUCAGGCAUCAUCCACAGCUCACUGGCUGAACCCAGAGUCAGCACCAAAGAGGGCUGAACCUUCCCGGCAAACAGCUUUUACGUCUUUUUUUUUCACCCUUACUCUGUUGCUUUCACCUGACAAACCAAAAAUGUGUCCCGGUCUAUUAAAGCUUGGAUGUUUGUGAUCUGUUCAUACCUCUCACCCAUGCAACAGCCUUUUCCUUCUCAUCGUUCUCAUUCUCUACAAAUCUCAAUUGCUUAUCACCCUUUAUUUCUUUAUUCCACGCUGGGAACAAAAAAGCAUGUUUGUUUGUUUAUUUGCUUUAUCGGUUAAGAUUUAAUCAGCUGUUCAUUGUAUUCUUUAAAUUAUGGCAUGUUACUGUGAAAACUAAAAUGUCACUGGUUUCUAUCAUGAGAGCGUAGUGCAUAGUGACAUUUACCCUAAGUAGUGCCUAGCUGUAGUGAUCACUGACACUGUCUAACCUGCACAAGUCUGCUAAAGGUUUUGUGAAAACUGCAUUCAUGUUCAUUCAUCCAACCUAAUGAUGCGGACUGCAAGUCAAGGCUUCACUUUAUUCAAAUCCACAUAUUCGAUGUUGGGAUUCUAGUUACGCACAGCUGAGAUUGUUGUUUACCAAUUGUGAGCGGUUACUGAUGCUUUAGUAAUACUAGUUAAAAUCGCUUAUUUUUACUGUUGUUCUUUCUUGAAUGAUAUACACUGGUUCUCUUGUUGUUGCUGAACAUCUAAACUGUGCAAUUUGAUGUUUAUUUAAAAGGGAACAUUCCUGGAUGAGAGGAACCAUUAACAGAGCUGGUUAAUUGACUUUUUCAUGUUUACAUUGCAGUUAGAAGUUAAUUAUAAAAUAUUUGUUACUUUAAAAGUAUAUUGCACUAGCUUAAAGCAAAAUGCAAAUAUGACACUGCUUAACUGUAGACCAAUAACUGGAGUAUUAAUAUUGUAUUGACGUUUCUAAUCCUCUUCUUGAGGAUAGUACCAACAUUCCUUAUUCCAGGUGUCUCUCAGAUGUAUAUGUUAUCUUCAAAUGCUCUGUAAUUAAUUGACUUCUUUAAUACUUUAGAUGUUCGCUGUAGUAAAUUCUUGUGGCCGGGUCCACAUUAAACACAAGCUCAGUUCAUAGUGCAAAUCACAUCUUAUUUUAGUCUGAAUCUAGUCCGAAUGAUAGUGUUAUUUGGUGGAGGAGUGAAACUGGCGAUGUGGCAGUGACGUGAUUACUGACUCUUUCUGUCACAACAGAGGAAAGUCUUCUGUUUGAAAGCAAAUCACUAAACAUUUCUGAGACUAAUUGUUUAAGUCAGUGACGAACUGUGAUUUCUUUCCAUGUUUAGAGCAAAGCUGGAAAAACUAGAGUUUGUUUUUCUAUUAUUGAAAUAUUUGUUUCUUUUGGUGUAAUUUUUCCAGUAUUUAUUGUACUAGUCCAAAUAAAAAGCUAUUACUAACAUACA